AUGUCAGAAGAUAAUUCACACGUAGCUGAAUUCAUAUCAAUUACCAAUGCCUCGAAAAGUUUAGCUGAACAGUACUUGCAAAGGAACGACAAUGAUUUAGUUGAAGCAAUUGAGGACUACUAUGCCAAUUCUGAACAAGUGCCACAGCAUCCUCCCGAGCAACACGAGCCACCUUUUCUCCCACAAGGAUCCAGCUCAGCAAGUAGCCGUUCUGGAGCUACUUCCAAAAAGAGAAAGGCACAAGGCGGCAUUAAAACAUUCCGGGAUUUGAACAACGAAGAUGAUGAACUGGAAGACGACAGCACCAGUAACAAUUUCUUUACUGGUGGUGAAAAAUCAGCAUUACAGGUAGAAGACCCCAACAAGGAUAGAAAUAAUGGAGAUCAAAAUUUGAUUGAACAGAUUUUCCAAAGAGCCAGGGAACAAAUGAAUACUCCCGAUGAUCGUCCAAGUGCCCAACAGCAGCAGCAGCAGCAGCAACAAUCAUCAUCACAAGCAGCAGCACACUUUUCUGGAACCGGAUUCAAAUUGGGGGAUGGAACUGUACCAAGCGAACAGAUUGAGGACCCACAUGCACAGGCAAGAGAGUUGUUGAAUCGAUUCCGUCCUAAAAAAGUUAAUCGCGAAAUCACCUUUUGGAGGCAAGGUUUUACGGUUGGCGAUAGUGAGUUGUACAGCUACGACGAUGAAAGGAACAAGAGGAUAUUGAGUGAAAUUGAGCAAGGAAGGGUUCCCAUUACCAUUUUGCAAGUGGACCCUGGUGAUGAUGUUGACGUGACAGUUUCGAAAAGGACCGACGAAGAUUAUAGACCUCCCAAGAGGAAAGUUGGAGGGUAUCACGGAUCAGGGCAUAGGCUUGGGUCUCCUGUACCUGGUGAGCCAAUUGUUACUGAGACGAAGGCGGACUCCGAAAAGGAGGCAAAACCAGUAGACGCCCAACCGAAAUCCGCCGAUGAAGGGGAAGGUGAUACGGCUAUUCAAAUAAGGUUUGCCAAUGGGAAGAGAGCCUCACAUAAGUUUAAUUCGGAUGAUUCAGUUUCCGUGGUUUAUGAUUACGUGAGAGGCCAUGAAUACAAUGCUGACAAUAGAGGUAGAAAUUUCGCGUUGAGUCAUGCAUUCCCGGUUAAGCCCAUUGAAGAGAGUAGUGAGGUAUCUAUUGGUGACGCAAAGUUGAAGAAUUCUGUCAUUUUGCGACCGAGACACUACCACAAAACUCUGUACAAUGUUGGGUUUAUGAAAAAUCUUUCAGUCGGGUCUAAGGUAUUUGAAGACGGAGUGCUGACUCUGGGAGAGAGGAUAAAUCAACACGUAUAUGACAUUGCUAGCGAGCACUAUCGUCGGCUAGGUCAUUUUAGCGAAAGUGGUGUCUCGAGUAAUGGAUAUCUUUUACCAGAACCGGCACCUGCCACUGCACCUCCAAUGACUCCACCAAUGGAUUUCCAAAAUAUAGUCAGGUCUAACAAGUACAAUGUUCCACAAAUGGGGUCGUUUGUUGAGUUUCGAAAACAAAACCAGAUGAAAGUGGGAGUGGUUUUACAAGAUUCACAGGCCAGGUUCGACGAGAGGUUAAAUCACCUUAUAGUGCUAACUCAUGAUAAUGAGAUACUUCAAGUCAAGCCUCUACAAGUCAAGUUUCAUUUGUAUAAAUUCAUCCCUGAUGGAUGGGUAGACUAUACAAAGAUAUUAACUGAGCGUCACAACCCGUCUCAGCCAGAUCGUCACAGAGUUGUUUCACUCAUUAACAAGUUCUUGUUUGACACAGUCCACUGCAAGAGAAGAAUAUCGUCUCGCAUGGAUACAGUGUUUAGCCAACUUACACAAGAUAGAAUUAGACCUGUUUCGUUAUUGGAGAUUGUGGACCUUAUGGAAUACCAAGAGUCGGACGUGGCGAGAAUCAACGCAUCGCUAUAUUUUCAAUUGGUUUUACUUUACGCGAUUCAUGCAAACAUGCUUAGCUCUUGUCAAUGGGUGGUUCCUAGCUACGUUGGUGACUCACCUACGAAUAUUUUUUUGUGGGAACAUUCAAAUAAUUAUCAUUCGGCAUCACAAUAUUUCGUCAAUGCACAAGAUGCUUGGCUAAGCAUUUAUCGAUUUAGUCAAAGGGUCUCAAGUGGGGAUCAGAUACAAGAUGCAAACGCGUUUUUGAAAAAGUUGAAGGGUGUAUCUAAAGAGGAAAUGAAGACAUAUUUGAAUGUCUUUGAGGGAAGGCAUUUUGUGGAGAUUCUCAUGGCAAUGAAAUUUGCUGUAGUCUAUCCCCACAGCGAUAUCAUGAAAGAUCUUGCUAAGCUAGAUGUAUUUGGCAGCAAGCCUUCGUCAUCCGACAUACAUCGUCUCCUUGUUGACUUGAAAGUCUAUGAUGACACCACUACAAUAUCUGACGUUUUCUUGUCACUGGGAUUAUUUGGAACUUCAAGAGAUUUGAGUGUGACUUCUGUGGACCAGCUAAACUCCAAGGUACCAGUAUCCUUCAACAUAAGGGACAAUUUCAAACAUUUGAGGUCACGAAGAAACUAUUACCAGGACCAUGUCAUUUAUGGGCUAUUAGAUGAAGGAGAGAACGCUGCUAGUUUUGGAAUAUCCCUUGAGUCUUUGAAUUCCAGAAAGCACUUGAUCAAUGUACAUAUUCCUGAUUUGAUCACUCAUAUUUCACCGGAAAGCAAUACUUUUAAGUCGAUUUUCGGGAAUGGGUGUCUUGCUGAGACUUUGACACAUCUAUGCAAUAAUGAGAACUGGCAUAAUUUGUAUCUGAGGAAAGUUUUGCGAGAUAGGAAAUUUCACAACUAUAACAAUUUUAGUGAAAGUGAAGAGAUAUGGAGUGACGCCAUUGAUAUGGAACGAGGCACCAAUAAGAAAAGACGAGGAAUUUCGAAAUCCACUUGUCUAACUAUCUCCUUUGAGUACAACUCCUUUGAAUCAAACCCAUUCGAAAAACUCGAUGGUAAAGUGUCAGUUAGUUUUGAUUCCAUCUCCAAUGUGAAUAUCAAAAAUGUUAGCAAGACAACGUUGCAAAAAUGUCUCACCGGACAGUUGGAGCCUUCGUUCUUCAAGUUGCUUCGGCGCAAACAACGCAUAGAGCCUAAUGAUAAGGGUCAAGAAACUUCAUUAAACAAGACGGACAUCCACAAUAUCAACUACAUUAGCGGUGUUUUACGUACCUUCCAAAAGGUCAGGGAGCUCGAUGGUGCUGCAAUAUCCCUGAGAGGUUCCUUGUUUGAUGGCGUUAUCAUGAAAACUGAAAAAUGCGAAGAUGCUAAUAGCUUGAAAAUUGACAUUUCCAAAUCGCAACUGUCUGGUGCAACUACGCAAGCUGAUUUUCUACACAAAGAGGCUAGAAUAUUAUCUGGUUUUUUAGCUUCGGCAUUCUCAAAUCAAACUCAGAUUCCACUUCUAACUCGUUCACAAGAGCUUAACAACAAUGAUUUUGAAAGUGACAGCGUGCUCGUGCAACACGAAAAUAUCAUGAUUCCUGUUUAUGAAUCUCAAAAAUACGCUCAUAGUAUCAUGGCCAAAGAUGAAACAGGGUGCAUUUCGCCAAAUGCAAGACUCAUUUCACAGAAUUAUCUUGCACCAAAAUAUGCAACGACUGAACAUGAGCGAAAUGUACCUUUAGGUUUACCUAUGGGAUACGCAGAAGUACUUAACAUUUUCCACUCAGGCGAAGCUCUCCUUAACCAAUUUCAGCUCCUUUCGUAUGCCCAGAACGACUUCCAAAGAACACUAUUGACAAGAUACGAAUACCUUGAUUUUGUUGAAAAGUUCAACCAUUUAAAGAGCCUUGGGUACAAUAUGAAUGGCCCUUUACCCGAUCGCAAGCUCAAUGUGUUAAUGAAUGCUGCAGAUUUCAGCGACUUCAAAACAGUUUGGCAGUAUCGUAUGCACAAAUUUUGGGUCCUCAUGUGGCUUCGACAGAAGCAAGCUGAAAAUGAUUUGCCAGAUGAGGGUAGAUUUGAGUGUAUCACCACUAAUGUUGAAAUUUUGGACGCUUACAAAGUAUGCAAAGUUUAUUGCUUGGAGCUAGGAAUUGAGGUUGAUGCUCUAUGUCAACCUGAUCAAGCGAUCACCGUUGGCACCACGUUGGUCUGCGAUGACAUCUUGUACUUGGAUGCGAUAGGAGGAUUUUGCAUGUUGGCCAACAUAAAUGACAAGGACAGAUUGCCCUCGUUUCUUUUUGAGUCGUCCGUUCAUGGAGAUACUGUCGAUCGUUAUUCAUUCAUUGGAAUCAACCCAUCGAAAGUGAUAAGAACAGGCGAUGAUCCUAGUAAAUUUAGUUCUGAAUUUUGCGAUGUAGAUCCAAUAACGGUGCUACAAGAGGAAUUAUCACAUUACAAACAGGCAUCAUUACCUGGUCUACCCAAAUUUAGCGGAGGCGCGACUGGAUACAUCUCGUAUGAUUGCAUCAAGUACUUUGAACCUAAAACGAAACGACCAUUGAAGGAUGUACUUGAAUUACCAGAAGCUGUGUUGAUGUUUUGUGACUUGGUGGUGGCAUUUGACCACGUAUACCAAAGAUUCCAGAUCAUAUACAACAUCAAAGUAGAUCAAUCUCACGAUUUGGAAGAAGAAUACAAGAAGGGUGUAUCAAAAAUUGGCGAGAUUGAAAAACUCUUGUUGAGAGAUGUAUCGAAUGAGGAGAUUUUCCCACAUCAGGGACCAAUAAAGUUGAAUCAAGAUUUCACUUCCAACAUUGGCCAGGAAGGAUAUGAAAAGCAUGUUUCAAAUUUGAAGGCACAUAUAUUGAAGGGAGAUAUCAUCCAAGCAGUCCCUUCCCAAAGAAUUGCUCGUCCUACUGAGUUACACCCUUUCAACAUCUACAGACAUUUAAGAACGGUUAACCCAUCGCCUUACUUGUUCUACAUUGAUUUGAUUGAUUUUCAGAUAAUUGGAGCUUCUCCAGAAUUGUUGGUGCAAUCCGAUGUCAAUGGAAGGGUGGUUACUCAUCCUAUUGCCGGAACUAUCAAAAGAGGCAAAACAAAUGAAGAGGAUGAAAAGAAUGCUGAAAUAUUGAGGUCCAGUUUAAAAGACAGAGCCGAGCACAUUAUGCUUGUAGACCUAGCACGUAAUGAUGUGAACCGGGUUUGCAAACCUGAAACCACAAAGGUGGAUAAAUUGUUGACCAUUCAGCGAUUCUCACACGUGAUGCAUUUGGUUUCUGAAGUUAGUGGUACAUUGCGUGAAGAACAAACCAGAUUUGAUGCAUUCAGAUCAAUAUUUCCAGCCGGGACUACCAGUGGAGCACCCAAAGUGAAGGCUAUGGAACUCAUCGCUGAAUUGGAGAAGGAGAAAAGGGGUGUUUAUGCUGGUGCAGUGGGACACUGGGGCUAUGACGGAAAGACAAUGGACACCUGUAUCGCCUUGCGAACAAUGGUGUUCAAGGAUGGUGUGGCGUACUUACAAGCGGGUGGAGGAAUUGUUUUUGACAGUGAUGAGUACGAAGAGUACAUGGAGACAAUGAACAAGAUGAGAGCAAACAACAACACCAUUGUGGAAGCGGAGAUGAUCUGGGCUGACAAAGUUGGGACAGUAGAGUAA
Messenger RNA from Lodderomyces theae, 5529 nucleotides. RefSeq lists its product as uncharacterized. Gene Ontology annotation, biological process: L-tryptophan biosynthetic process. Bases 1 to 5529 code for a protein of 1842 amino acids. The transcript has 3 exons. Gene Ontology annotation, molecular function: protein binding; anthranilate synthase activity. NCBI's taxonomy places the organism in Eukaryota, Fungi, Ascomycota, Pichiomycetes, Serinales, Debaryomycetaceae. The record is from RefSeq and is a predicted model, not a curated record.